ACUCAGGUAACUCCUCCCAUCUAUCAGCUGUGAAGUAGUUUACAGCUCCAUGAGUCCUCCCUCUCUCCUCUCACUGGCUGAUCUCUUGUACAUGUCUUGACAUGCCGAGAAACAGUAGGAGAGGGUGGAGACAGGAGAGAGAAAAAAAAAAAAAACAAGAAAAACCAGAGAGCAUGACAGACUGAGAGCCAGAGUGAGAAGGAGGUAUCAGCAGAUGGAAGGGAAAGAUCCAAGGGUGUGAGAAAGCGAGAAGGAAAUUCUUGUUGAAGCUGCAGCUAAGGCGUUGAUGCUCAAAAGAAAAGCAGGACAGAAACUGAAAGAGAAGAUUGCGGCUGUAAUUAAAAAACGAAGGACGGCUCUCACAAAGGGCUUCUCAGCCCCCUGGAGAGGCACGAUGAACACUGGUAACCACUGCACUUCGAUUCCAGCAACAAAAGAUCAGAAUGAAUGAAGAGGAUGAAGACAUGCAGCUUUUGCUGACUUGCCAUUCCUGACUUUUUUUUUUUUUUUUUUUUGACAACUCAACACUUCAGGAUCUACAGUGAAAAGACAUGAUCCAGUAAUAAUUAUCUCAUAAGAUUUCAGGAACUGAGAAACUCAAUAAUUGCCUGGAGCUGUCACAGAUUAGCUGCAUCUCUUCUUGAAAGUGGGAGUAAAAGUACUGGAGGAGAAUGGGAUGGGAAGUUGGGGGCUUUGAGUUGUCUUUUGGAUGUCAGAACUUCAGGAACAAAUGAGCAGCAGUGGAUUUGGCAGCAGCUCCAGCUUGCUCCAGGGCCGGCGUUUCUACUGCCGGGAAUGGGCCCUGGACAAGCUGCGUUGCUGCCUGGAUGCCCGCUCCGUGCCUGGCCAAGCACCAGGGGUGCUGGUGACAGGGGGCCCUGGUGCCGGUAAAACUGCCUUGUGCACUGAGGUGGUGUGGCCAACCUCAAAAGCGGGGCUUUCGGUCGGACUGGCACAGCGCUGUCUGGCCUCCCACUUCUGCCAGAGGGAGGACCUGGAGAGUACGGUGCCAUGGAGGUUCGUCCUGGGCCUGGUGGAGCAAUUGAGGACCUCAUCUCUCCUCUCUCCUGGAUAUGAAGAGAUCCUUAUCAGACCAUCUGUAUCCCCUGCUUUGGAGCCUAUCAGCUGUCAGAGAAACCCUGAUGACACCUUCAAGAGAGCAGUGUUGGAGCCCUUGCUGGACCUUCCUCCUCCUGCCCAGACGCUGAUGGUGGUUGUAGACGGCCUAGAUGCUGAUUGCAGGCAGGGUGAAGGAGUUGGAAAAAGUGGCUCCAUUGCAGAACUCUUGGGGGCCAAUCAGCACCUGCUGCCUGGCUGGUUGCUGCUGGUCUGCUCCAUUCGCCGCCAAAACAAAGUUAUGUUCAAGAUGUUCUCAGGUUUUCGUAAGCUCUGCCUGGAUGAUCUGAGGAAACCACCAGCAGUCCGUGAUGUGCAGCAGUACAUCCUAUGUCGACUGGAUGAAGAAGCGGCGCUGCGCCGUCAGCUCACCCCCGAUACAGCUGACAUGUUGAAUCUGCUGCACAUAAAGAGUGGCGGCUGCUUUCUCUUUCUAGAGCGUGUUCUGGAUGGUGUAGCAGCUGCGCUGGUGGGUCUGCGGGAGAUCCGAGACAUCCCUGGGACUCUCAAUGGCCUCUACCUUUGGCUCUGCCAGAGAUUGUUCCCCCGGGGGCUCUUCGUCUACAUCAGGCCUCUUCUCAACAUCCUCUUGGCUGCUCCAAGGCCCCUAAAACCCCAGCAGCUAUAUACAGCAGCCUGGACUCAGGACACCUCCCUCAGCAUUCAGGACUUCCAGAACAAACUUAGAACACUGUCCCCUCUCCUGAUCGAAGGCCCUGAGUACACCAAACUACUUUUUCAUGCAAGCUUUACAGAAUGGUUGACUGAUGUUAAGUACUGCACACAGAAAUACCUGUGUAGCCGGACCGACGGUCACAGUAUGCUUGCCAUGGCUCUGACUCUACAGGGACCCCUACUGGACGUUGAGGACUCUUGUCAGCUAGCCACACAUUUAGUUUGCUCGGGUCACCAUAAAGAAAAACCCUCAUUAUUGGCACUGUGGAUGCUAUGGGCAGGUGUUCCUGUUGUUACACCCAGUCAUAGUCGAGCCCUCAUCUCAUCCUUAGCUCAGCUUCCUGCUCUAGUUAGUCAAGAAGUCUCUCAGCUGCUAAUGAGAAGUGGACUCGUCUCACCAGGCUGCUUUUCAGAUGAAGACUCGAGUCUUACAGUACUUUCUGUUAGGGAAGAAAGAGAUGUAUCACAACAGGCUUAUGAAAGGGAGCUGUCUAUAAAGAAGCUGCUAGACAGCGAGGUGUCUUUGAACCAGAGUUCUACAGAUGGACAGACUUUGCUUACCAAAGCAGCUCAUGAGGGUUCUAUGAAUGUAACUAAACUUCUUUUGACACAUGGGUCUGAUCCGUUGAUCAGUGAUCACCAGGGUCAAACACCCCUGACUUUGGCUUCAAGGCAUGGUCAUGUCAAAGUGCUGUCCCUCCUCCUUGAAUGGGCCAAAAGUCAAGACCCAGAGACUGCAAUGCAGAUGAUGGAGCAUGUUGACAAUGAAGGCUGGACAGCACUGCGCUCUGCAGCUUGGGGAGGACACAGCGAGGCUGUCCGGCUGCUACUGGAUGCAGGAGCAGAUGUAAAUGGAUGCGACAGUGAGGGACGGACUGCUGUGAGAGCUGCUGCAUGGGGGGGUCAUGAGGAAAUUGUCCUCACAUUGCUAGAAUAUGGGGCUCAGGUUGACAAAGCUGAUAGCAAGGGCUGCACGCCACUUAUAGCUGCUGCCUAUAUGGGGCAUCAUGAAACUGUGGAAAUACUGCUAGAUCACAAUGCAGAUGUCAACUUAGCUGAUGGAGAUGGACGCACUGCUCUGUCAGUCGCCGCCCUUUGUGUCCCUACAGCCCCGGGAAUCAAAGGUUUCGGUGAGGUAGCAAGUCUGUUACUGGAGCGUGGAGCUGAUCCAGGCCACAGAGACCAUGAUGGAAUGACACCACUGCUUCUUGCAGCCUAUGAAGGCCAUGAAGAUGUAGUUGAGCUUUUGUUAGAAGCCAAUGCUGAUGUAGAUGAAACUGCUGGGCCUGAUGGGAGUGUCUCUGCUGCAGCUGCCGUCACUCCCCUGCUGGCAGCUGCAGCAAUGGGUCACAUGAAGACAGUGUCACGGCUGCUAUUCUGGGGUGCAGCUGUGGAUGCAAUAGAUUGUGAAGGCAGAACGGCCCUCUGCCUGGCAGCAGCAAGAGGCAGCUUAGAGGUUGUACGUGCCUUGCUGGACCGAGGCCUUGAUGAGAACCAUAAAGAUGACCUUGGCUGGACUCCACUGCAUGCUGCUGCAUGUGAAGGUCACCGCAGUGUUUGUGCUGCUCUAACAGAGCAGGGCAGCAUGGCACGUGUUGGAGAGAUGGACAUCGAAGGGCGCACACCACUUAUACUCGCUGCCCAAGAAGGUCAUUGGAGCACCGUCAAACUACUUUUAGACAGACGCUCUCCUAUUGACCACAGGGCAUAUGAUGGACACUCUGCACUAAGUGCAGCUUUCCUGGAGGGCCAUGCUGAUGUUGCAGAGCUGCUCAUGAAGCGAGGUGCUGAUACUGACGUUCGAGAUGCCGAGGGAAGGCCUCUGCUCUACCUCCUUGUGCUGGAAGGUCACCUUGGUAUGGCCACUCUACUUAUAGAAAAAGGAGGUGUGCCGCUGGAGUCCCGAGACUCUGAGGGCCGCACAGCGCUUCAUGUAGCCUGCUGGCAUGGCCGUGUGGAGAUUGUGGAUUUACUUUUAAAACAUGGGGCAAACCCUAAUGCACAAGAUACAGAGGGGAGACCACCAAUGCAUUCAGUGGCUUGGACAGGACAUACUAAAGUAGGACGACGUCUCCUAGAAGCCAGUGGUGUAAAUAUAAACCUUCCGUGCCAUCAGGGGGCAACAGCUCUGAGCAUCGCAGCCCAGGAAGGAAAUGCUAAUAUUGUGACAAUGCUUCUCGACAGAGGUGCUAAUCCAAAUCAUAUGGAUAAAUAUGGCCGCAGUCCAAUCAAAGUGGCAGGAAAACAUGGACAUUUUAACAUUGUCAGGCUCUUGGAGAGCUAUGGAGCCAAGCCAUACCAAGGCCUGUUGCCUAACUCUAUUACUGUAACCCCUGCAAAACACAACAAGGUCCUCUCCUCUGGCAUGUCAGAGAGUAACAGAGGUGAAGUGACAGCUGCUACCUCUUCCUCUUCGGUAUCUUCUCCCAGUUCCACUGCAGAACGAUUUCACUCAAUGCAGAGCUCCCAAACCUCUUCUACCUGCCAUUCUUUAGCUACGGUGCAGACAGUGCCAGCUGACAGCCUCAGCUUUAUCCAGCAAAUCCAACAGCACUCCCUGCCCCGCAGCCGUAGCCGCCCUUCCACCCUCCCUCCACCAGGGAGCUCAGGCACGGGCAGUCUCUAUGGAAGUAGCAAGAGGCAUGCCAAAGGCAGCCCUCCUCCUACUGUUUGCACAGUCACAGCCAUGGUGCACAACUGCAGACUGCCUCAGAAAAACUUGUCACCUGGACUUGAAUAUCAUGACAAAAUGAACAAUAAAAGCUCCAAAUUGUUUAAAGCAGAUAGGAAUACCUACGCUGGUGGUAAAUGGCACUCAGUCAUGGCUUCUCUUGGUAUAAUGCCAGGACAAGACAGCCCCCUAGGUGUCAAAAACCGAGAGAGUCCUCCAUUGGACUAUCCAUAUGGACUCCAGAGCCAGCUUCAAGGGGAAGCUUGGGAAUCUCUAACCCAGAAGAGCAUUUUGCCACCUGUUUGCUAUGGUAUUACCCCAUCCUCACCUUGCAGUGCCUUGCCAGAGGAUGUUAUGUUCACUAUGACAACCACAGACCCACAGCUUAAUCUUAAGCAGGCCAUCAAACUACAAUUUGAAGGCCCCACCAGUGCAGCCUUAUGCAAGAGAGAGACACCCCUGUGACUGGCACUGAGGUGGAGUUGGACUUUUUUGCAGUACAAGGAGGAAACUGUUGCAUUCAGAGAAGGGAAAAGGAUCAUCUUCUCCACCCUAACAGAGCACCAAACUAACAUUCCCAUCUUUCUGUUGCAAGUGUGUGCUGAGCAAAGCUCUCAUACACUCAUGCUGAUUUAUUCAAAGCUUAAAGUAUAACCGUUAUAAUUUCCAACCUGGGUCAUGUUUUACCAUUUUACACAUAGUUUUUUUUAUCAGUCCCAGUUUAAAAAAAGGCUUUCUUUGUCUAUUUUAAUUUAUUUUAUUGUCUCCAAAGAGCUAGAUUUGGAUCUGUUUUAAUCUUUGUUUGCUUUUACUGAAAAAUGUUGAAUUAAAUUCUGACUUGUAUUUCAAAUUAAGUUAUUUUUAUGGGUCAACAAUCUGGAUGUAAUCUUGUGGCCCCUAUUUGUAUUUGAAAUCUUUACUAAUUGCCUUAAAUUAAUCUACAUCCCUUACAACUUGGCUUACAACCACAAGAGUCAGUGCAUGCCUAACAAAAUCUAGCCUGAGCAGGUUAAUAAAACAGAACAAAUUACAAGAAAACAUCCAACUUACCAAACCAUCUCAGUUUGCUCACAGUUUGUCUGCAAGCAUGUAGUGAGGAAAAUGAAAAUUGGACAAUUAAAACUGCUGUUUAAAUUGAACAUGUCAGGCAUGUUAAUUUAAAUUUGUAUGUUGCCUAAAGAAAAUUUCUACAUAUUGAUAUUUUUUCGUUGCAUUAUUAUUUAAUUGCAUUUACUAAUUAAAUUGGCAAACGGUGCUGGAAAAUUCUCUACCUCUGCUCUGCAUGGUUAUUUUUAUUUUUUUUAUUUUUUUUUUUUUUACUGUGUGAGUGUGUAGUGGAGCAUCUUAUGCACUUAAUAACUAAAUGUCAUGGGCAGCUUCUGAAGUGGUUGCAUCAUGCAGAGAUGAAAGUCUGGCAGCUGGCAGAUGGCGGCCACCUGGAUAAUAAAAACCAAAACGUUUUUUGAACGAGGACGACUCUGCAGAUGCAUUCACUGGGGAUUCUUUCCUGUCUUUCUGAUAUGUUUUAUCUGAAAUGUUUGUUGGAACCCAUUUCUGAUUUUUGUUUCCCAGGUAGCCCAUGUAAGUUUUAAGAUACUUCCUUCACACUGUACAUAAAAGCUUAGUUUUUAUUGAUUAUUAUUUGCAUUUAGACACAAAGGUCCGAAGCGCAAAUUUAUCCCUAUAAAUCACUGCUUUUUAGAUUCUUACACCUUUGCAGUAUGUUUUCACACAAUCCUCAGCUUAAUUAUUGCAACAGUUUUACACUAUUAUACAUAGACUUGAUGACCUAAUACAAAGCUUCAACCUUUUCUGUUAUCACUGUGGUGACUUAUUUUAUGUUUUGGUAUAAAAAGCUUUACACUAAACUUUAUAAUGAGGCUCUUGUGGUUUGUACCACUGCAGAAAUUCAUUGUGUUCACAAAAUCUGAUUUUAAUGUGUUUUGCAGCAGCAUGUUCCCAGACUAAGCAGAUAGAGACUGUCUUGGAAUUACAGCCAAACAGCAAAUAUAUUGUUCCUGGCAAACCUGAAUUCUCAAUUAGGUCUAAAAGAAGCGAUAAGGUAAUUUCCUUUAUAAUAAUCCACUCAUUUAACUGUCAGUAGUGUACCAUUUAUUUACGUGCCACAAUACACGCCAUCACCAAGGUGACAGACAGCAAAAUAGCUAAUGAUAAACUUGAAGGGUCAGCAUUAUAUUUUAACUGUGUUCCUUCAUAAGUCUUUAACAUGAGGUAAGUAGAAAAACAAACUUGUUUUGAAAGCAUGUUUGCAAAAAGGAUCAAAUGCACUCCUUGCUAAACAGGAUUACAUUGUAAGCACCAGGUACAUACAGGUGUACAAAUAAUCCAGCCUUAUGAGGGGUAGUUUACACAUCUCACAUCUACUGUGCAGCUUGUUGAGUUUAUGUCAAAAAGAGCUGAUGCUCAGUCAUUCAGAGAGGAAUAAUUUGGCUUUAAACUAACUUAAAGCUUCUUAAAAGUAAAGAAAUUAAAGGUCAGAAGCUUGGUUAAUACAGUAAUACUCCUAUAUCCUGCAGCUGUUAGCUGUUUAUACUGUACAAAUAGAUAUUUCAUGAUAUCUUAUUCAUAGGAGCCAACUCAUUUCCAUAAUCCUUCCACUGUUCAAGUGCAUAUUUAAAGGACUACAUUAGAAUCAGUGAGCACAAGGUUAUUUUCUUAAAGAAAUAAAUACAAAAGUAUGUAUGUGUGUAAUUAAAACAU
Melanotaenia boesemani (Boeseman's rainbowfish) is the source of this 7183-nucleotide messenger RNA. It is a transcript of the gene ankrd50l, whose product is annotated as ankyrin repeat domain 50-like. The record is from RefSeq and is a predicted model, not a curated record. The transcript is spliced from 5 exons. Lineage: Eukaryota; Metazoa; Chordata; Actinopteri; Atheriniformes; Melanotaeniidae. The coding region runs from base 710 to 4927 and encodes 1405 amino acids. Gene Ontology annotation, molecular function: protein binding.